GCACACUUGUGUGAGACGGGUGUGUUGGGACUUCAACAGUAUAUAAGGGGUUUGGGGGAAACUUCUGUCACAUGUGCCGCUAAAAUCUCUCGAGAUGGACAAGACUAUAGGUGCAUCUGGCAAGAAUUUGGAAGUUGUUUCUGAAGCCAAUGCUCAGUCACAGCAACUCACUGAGAUGUCCGAAGACGUCCCUGUCAACACUGAGAUGUCCGAAGACGUCCCUGUCCACACUGAGAUGCAGGAAGGUGCUCCAGAUGGAAGGAAGAAGGAGACGGAGACAGAGAUGGAGAAAAGUGCGAAUGGCAAAGAGCGCCAAGCUAUGUUUCGGCACCUAAGUGAAGACAACAUCGUUCAUUCUCUGGAGAAUCAACUGUCGAAGACGGUGCGGCCUGACACUGAGAUUGACUUCAACGCUUUCAAGAGGCACCUCAAAAUUAGAGAUUCAUAUUUUGCCAGACGUUUCUUCAAGCUGUUUGACACCGACAAGAACCACUCGGUGGAUGCGUCAGAACUAAUCUCAGCCAUCAACCUUUUGAGAUACGGAACAGCCACAGAGAAGCUAAAGUUCCUCUUUGACGUCUACGACGAGAGUGGUGAUGGUUCUAUCGACAUCGAGGAGUUACGGAGGGCGUUACGGUCGUGUAUGGUGGAGAGCUCGGUGAAGCUGGGAGAGGAGGAACUGGACAUGCUGACUCAGGCAUUAUUUGAGGAAGCAGAUGAAGACAAGAACGGACAAAUGUCCUUCGAAGAAUUCGAAUCUGCUAUUGAUAGACAUCCUGGGUUGAAGGAGAACUUGUGUCUCAGCUUGGAUCAAUGGUUAACGUUGUCACCAAAGAAGAAGACAUGGCCUUCUCUAAGUUACUAUUUCUCGAAGAGGUACGUCUGCAACAACCCCCGGAAGCUGGCCUUCUUCGCCAUAUUGAUGCUCCUCAACUGCAUCCUGUUUGCUCUGGGCUGCUGGAACUACCGGACAUCCAACUGGUGCAUCAUUGUAGCCAGAGGAUGCGGCCUCUGUCUCAACUUCGACUGCACCUUCAUAGUUGUCCUCAUGCUCCGGAAGUGCAUCACCUGGCUGCGUGCGACCCCUGUUGGUCACCUGCUUCCGCUUGACCAGCAUAUCAUGUUCCACAAGUUGACGGGCAUCUUAAUCAUGCUGUUUACUAUUCUUCAUACUGGAAUGCAUAUCGGGAACGCAAUCAUAGUAGCCGAGAGUCAGUUCAACCUGACAGUGCCUGUCUUCAUCUUCACCACAGAAGCGGACAUUGGCUGGGUGGCCGGCUUCGCUCCUCUCUCUGGUGUUCUGCUCGUCGUCGUCUUCGUCAUCAUGUUCAUCUGCUCCAUGCCCUUCGUCAGGAAGAGCGGCCAUUUUCAGGUUUUCUACUGGACUCACAUGCUGUACGUGAUCUUCUGGAUCUUGCUGAUUCUUCACGGACGCCAUUUCUGGAAGUGGUUCCUUGUCCCGGGCGCCAUGUUUUUUCUUGAGAAACUCUUUCGUUCAAAAUUGAUCAAACGCAUGAGAUACGGCAAUACCUUUAUAACGGAAAUCAACCUUCUGCCGUCUAAGGUGACUCAUCUUGUGAUCCCGAAGCCUCCCAAAAUGAAAUUCCGACCCGGGGACUACAUCUUCCUACAGAUCCCAGACAUCGCUAAACAUGAGUGGCAUCCUUUCACUAUCAGCAGCGCCCCCGAACUAGAAGAUAAGUUAUGGCUUCACGUGCGGUCAGCCGGACAUUGGACAAACAGGCUACAUGAUUAUUUCGACACCCUUGACAGAAAUAUGGGCGAUCAGAGUCACCUCAAAGGAUAUGUAAACAACGGGUUUGCUGGAAGCCAAGUCAGGUUACAGAGUUACAAAUCAACUAUUGUCGACAUGAAACCUACGUGUGGAAAAAGUCCCCCCACAGUUACAGAAGGGAAUCCUAGAAAACUGAUGAAGUCAAGGAGUGCGUCAUACCUUCUGCCUCCGAAAGUACAUAAGAAAGUGCAGGUGCAGUGUUACAUGGAUGGGCCUUAUGGCACUUGCUCAAGGGCAAUAUUUGAAACCGAGCACGCUGUUCUGAUUGGCUCCGGUAUCGGCGUGACUCCCUACGCCUCCAUCCUACAGAGCAUCAUGUACAGGUUCAAGGCCUACAAGAGAUGCUGCCCCAGCUGUAGCCACUCCUGGUAUGAUGAAGUACCGCCACACGUCAUGAACCUCAAGAAGGUCGACUUCAUCUGGAUCAACCGUGACCAGGAGUCGUUCGAGUGGUUCGGCAGUCUCCUCAAUCAGUUGGAAAUGGAACAGACUAUGGAAGGCGGGCUGGGAAACUUUCUCGAGAUGCACAUGUAUAUGACUGCAGCACUUAACAAGACGGACCUGAAAGGAAUCGGCUUACAGAUGGCCCUUGACCUCAUCCAUAAGAAACAAGACAAAGACCUGUUGACGGGGCUGAAAACACGCACACAUCCAGGGAGGCCUGACUUCAGAAAGCUUUUCGCAGAGAUUGCCACACAAAACAAGGGGCACGUGAAGGUAUUCUUCUGUGGAAGUCCGCUGUUGUCCAAGACUAUCAAACAACACUGCGAAACGUUUGGAUUCGGUUUUUCAAAAGAAAAUUUCUAAUAGCAUGUUGCUGUUCUUGUUCAGCUAUAGUUGAAACAUGUUGACCUGUUGUUUAUCUUAUGUCACUAUCAACUCAUAUUGAGUACUGUUCUUAUUUUGCUAAUAUCUCCCUUACGACUCAGGCAAUACGACUGACUGUUUAAACAUGGCCCGGGCAUUUCAUGGCUAAUUCAGAGUGAGUUGGGUUUAACGCCGCUUUUAACAGUAUUCCAGUUAUAUCACUUAACAGGGGUCUCCAAAACCAUCCGCAAGACCCUCAAGAACUCCGACCCCAGGCCCAAACCAGCUCCAUCACCCAUCAGAAUCACCAUACCCUACCAAGGCCCUGUCACUCAUCAGAUUUCCCACCUCAUCAAGAACAAAGCCAGCAUAGAUGUCACCUUCUCUAGCGGCAAGUCCACCAAGACCCAUCUACAAGCUAAUGGCAGAGGCACAAGCAGCGCAAGUCCCAACCCCCGAGGAUGUAUAUACCAAAUUCCCUGCAACUGUGGCCACCAGUACAUUGGAGAAACCCUUAGACCCCUCAACACAAGACUCAAAGAACAUCGGACCUCUGCUAACAAACUCGACCUGAUAUCCACUAUUUCCGAACACAUCCUGAAGAACGAAAACCAUAACAUGUUUGCUUACUUACUUACUUACUUACUUACUUUGGAGAUUUAACGUGCGCUUUCCGACUGAUGCGUAUUUCGCACACGGGCUCGACCAGGCCAUUUAAUGUGUUUCCGAAAGGGGCGAAAGUGGUGUGUGCAAC
Messenger RNA from Haliotis rufescens (red abalone), 3356 nucleotides. RefSeq names its product NADPH oxidase 5-like. Gene Ontology annotation, molecular function: calcium ion binding; superoxide-generating NAD(P)H oxidase activity. The transcript is spliced from 14 exons. Gene Ontology annotation, biological process: superoxide anion generation; defense response. Gene Ontology annotation, cellular component: NADPH oxidase complex; plasma membrane. NCBI's taxonomy places the organism in Eukaryota, Metazoa, Mollusca, Gastropoda, Lepetellida, Haliotidae. The coding region runs from base 95 to 2602 and encodes 835 amino acids. The record is from RefSeq and is a predicted model, not a curated record.